Penicillium arizonense is the source of this 1944-nucleotide messenger RNA. Its product is annotated as TCP11 family protein. The transcript has 2 exons. The record is from RefSeq and is a predicted model, not a curated record. NCBI's taxonomy places the organism in Eukaryota, Fungi, Ascomycota, Eurotiomycetes, Eurotiales, Aspergillaceae. Bases 1 to 1944 code for a protein of 647 amino acids.
AUGGAUCUACAGGGCACAAAGGAGGCCCGGACGCAGGAGGAGGGCGCUGAAGGGCCCCUCGAGGCCUAUGGCGGUGGAAAAAGUCGUUCAAAAGAGUAUCGCAAGAACGAGAGGCGAGAUUCUCACAACCAUGAUGAUCGAGCUUCGAUUCAUCCUCUCCGUCGUCGUCAACAACCAUUCGCAUAUCCGCACGGCUCACAACAAACGGCAUCGUCUGCCGUGACUCGGCAACGAGAGCCUUCGCCAUCACCGGAAGCUAUCGGUAUACCGCAAGCAUUGGGACUAAGUUCCCGCGAGCAGCGGCUAUUGCGCAAGGCACGGAGGUCUCCGCCGGUCACGAAGAAAACGCUCAGCGAGCUCGACCUGCCUUGUAUAAUGAGCAACAUCAACCUUCGCAUGGACGCCAACUUCGACCGCGAUUUGCACUUCAAGCCCGAUCUAGACGGGGAGAAAGGCAAACGCAAGAAGAAGGAAGCUGCAGACUACUGGGACUCACUGGCCUUGGAGAUCGCAAUUUACUCCUUCCGUGCUGCCACUGCCGAUAUCAGUAUCGAGGAAGUCGUGUCGACUGACGGUUCCCGACGCACCUUCGACCCCCGUUUGCCCGCCUUGUUCGAGACGUUGCAGGAUGUCAUCAAAACCCUUGUUCCAGAGCGGGAUCAUCCAACUGUCAUGCAGAAUCUAGAGGUUCCGUUGCUCAUGCAGCAAAUACGCAAGGGUGUUCUUGAUAUGCUCACCUUGGCAACGUGGUUGGCUGCACUUCUCAAGACACACUGUGCUCCUAUGCGAGACGAGUGGGCAGAUCGCAUGGUUGAGCAGAUCCAAGAAGGAUCACAGUCACAAGAUCCGCGGGAGAUUGUCAAUGGGUUACAAACAUUGUUCUCCAUCUUGGAAGCAAUGAAACUGGAUGUGGCCAACCACCAAAUCCGCGCGUUCCGCGUUCUCCUAAUCGAAGACACCGUGCCAUUCCUUCAAGAAUACUUCCAAGGCAAAAUCAACCGGGGAAAUUUCCAUGUCGAGCCCGCCCGCCAUUGGUACCUAGCAGUGCGAGACCGAGCCCAGCAAGAAGACGCGCAAAAGAACCAAACCCAACCCCAGAAUACGGCAACAUCCGAAACAGAAGACGCCCUCAAGCCCAUCGAAGCGCUCUUCCGCGGCAUAACCGACCAGCUCCUCCAAUUCAACCCACCAGAUGAGUUCCCCGAAACCUUCCUCUUCGACAGCGAACGCCUCUGGCAACUCCGCUCAACAAUCCAAAACCUAAUCAACCUCGACAUCGCCUGGUACAUCUUCGAGGCCUACGUCAACAAGCACAAGCGGUACCUCUCCGCCCCAGAGGAAACCUACUCCACCUUCCGCACGCGCAUCUGGUCCCUGAUGGAAGACGGAAUAGACAUGGAAAGCCGCAUCGCCAGUAACCCAGUCGCCAACGACGACGACCCAGACCACCGCGGUGGCAAGCGCUGGACCCAAAAUAUGCGUUGCAUCGCCCUGGAAAUCGCCCGCUUCGCCUGUGCAGCAUUGCAACUCGACGCCGUCGUCGCCGACGAGGUCAUUGCCCCAAUUGAGGAAGCGCUGGAGUGGCACCUAUCCAAUGAAUCCGAUCUCUUCCGCUAUUUCCAGAAUAGUAUGCGCGGAAAGGUCCUCGAUACUACGUUGGCCUCUGCUCGCAGGUAUCUGCCCUUGUCGCCAUUGGCCAUCUGCGAAUCACAGCGCACCCCGCCAUCGUCUUCGGGUCCUGUUCCCGGAAGUUCUUCUUCUGCGCCUGCGGUAUCUGGAUCUGCGGGUCCUUCGUCGCAGCAGCUUACACCGCAGGUUUCUGAUAUCGAGCGUAUUGGCAUGCGUCUUGCCCAUAUGGGCGUCUUGCACUGGCGUGUCUGGGCUCCGUUGUUGUAUCUCCGUGAUGAGAUUACAAUGGCUGAUCUUGCUCCUGCGUUGAUAUAA